AUGAGUCCCGACCUCAACCCUAUCGAGCGUGCAACCUCCACGUGGUACGCUUUGGUGUAUUUUGCAACGGCCCAUGGAAAGGGAUGUGUAGAUGAAACAGCCAAAACUAUUGUUCGAACACACAUUAAAGCGCGUGAUGUAAUCGUCAAUAGUGCAUCUAAUUUUGUAAGAGCCAUUAAAAUGGGACCAUCAGAAAUUAAAGUUGAGGAGAAUUUUCAAAAAACAAAUUUUUUACUAAACACAAUUGAACUGUUUUCAAAUGCCAAAACCAUUCGCGAUAUUUCCAAUGCUCACCAAAUCCAAAGGACCGCCGACGACAAAAUCUAUUCCUGGCCUUUCUCCAAGUGUUUGGUACACCGUAGAGGACCGCCUUCAAUAGACCAGGCCUUUCUCAAAGACAUUGAGGACCGCCGAAAACCAUUUGUGCAGACCCAAAGACAGGAUCACCGAAGGAGUUUCUACUCUAUGACAGACAACGAAUUAGACGAUUUAAGUAAUUUAAUUUUAAAUUCAUUAAGAGUAAACGAUACAAACGAAACAAUGACUACUCGAACAGUAGAUUCAGUUAGCUUAAAUAUGCUCAAAAUGUUUGUCGACACUAUCCCUCGUUUUGAUGGUGAUGUCAACAAUUUAAAUAAUUUUAUUUCUGCUGGACAAUUUUUGUUCGACACAUACGGCGAUACCGAAGACGCCAAUUUGAAAAAAUAUUUAAUUCGCGCAAUCCAAACUAAAUUAAUUGAUAGAGCACAAAUUUUAGUUGGCUCUCGUUCCGAACUUAAUACUUGGAAAGACAUUAAAAACGCUUUCCAAACUUGUUUUGAUGACAAUCGUAAUAUAGAAUGCUUAGAACAGGACUUGUUUAUGGCAAGACCUUUUAAAAAUGAAUCCCUCCUUGACUUUGGUAAAAGAUUACAAGUUUUACGAAGUAAUCUCGCUCAAAAAAUUAGUUUACAAAAUAUUGACGCAGCUUCAAAGAAAAUUUACAUAGAAAACUAUGACAAACUCACUUUAAGAACAUAUAUUCGUGGGCUAUCACCCCAAAUUCAAUGUAUUAUUAGACUUAAAAACCCCACUUCUCUAGAAGAAGCAUUAACAUACAUAACUGAGGAAGAAAACUUCCAAUAUACUCAAAAUCUAUUUAAAGCCCCUCCGACACAUAACGUAAGACCGAUAUUUUCUCAAAACCCACAACAUAAACAAAAUAAUUAUGCCCAAAAUAAUCAUGCCCAAAAUAAUCAUGCCCAAAAUAAUCAAUUGUAUUCGCAACCCAAGUAUCAUUAUAAUAAUCCUAAUAAUUACAAAUUCAAUCUAAAUUAUCAUCAAGCUAACCAUUUCCCAAGAAACUUUCCAGCAUUACAAGCCCCAAAUUGUUCAAGAUUCCCCAGCCAACCAAUUUCCAUUCAACCACGUCAAAAUAAUUUUAAACCAUCCGGACCCCGAAACUUUAGGGCAGAAGAACUUUUUAAUAUAGAAGAAAAUUCUCCCCAAAUAACUGAAAUCCCUGACGAUACAUUUGACUUUUACUCACAAGAUAACACAAACGAAAUUUAUACAGAACAAGAAUCUUACUAUCAAAAUAAUUACGACAUAUCAGAAAAUUACGAAUGUGAAAAAGAAGUUAGAUUUAAAGCUGACAUUCCCGCUAUGCCAGAACUUUGCAGUAACAAUAACAUAACAUUUAUUCUUUUCGACUUUCACAAUUUCUUCGACGGUAUUAUCGGACUUAAAGAAUUAAUAAAUCUAAAAUUUACAAUUGACUUAAUUAACAAACAACUAAUAAAUCACCGAACACGAAUCCCAAUAUUUUAUAGAAACCCAAAAUUAGAAAGAUAUAAAAUAAGUCUUAACGCCUUAGAAGUAGCCUCGGUAAAAAUUCCAGUUUCCACCCCUAAUGACGACAUAAUUAUUCCAGAACAAAAUAUUAACGAUUUUCUUUUACCGAUAAAUGACGAAAUUGUAACACUUAAAGAUCUUGACGACUUAAACGAAAUUUUUAACCCUAAUGACGAAAAAUCAAAAAUUAUUAUUCAUUCCAAUAUACAAGUUAAACCCCCUGACAGUGAAACUGUACAUUCAGCAGUUGAAGACCCCAUAUUAAAUAUACCAAUUACCGAAAAUUGCCUUAAUCAUUAUUCUAAUCAAAUUGUUAUUAAUCAAAAUAUAUUUAAUAAAUAUCAUGUUAUUAAAAACAACAUUUUUGAGACAAAAUCUAGAAUUACUGUUAAACUUUCACAAAACUAUGAAUCAGAAAUUAUACAACUUUUUAAGGACUAUAUUGACCCCAAAGAAAAUUCUCCCCAAAUAACUGAAAUCCCUGACGAUACAUUUGACUUUUACUCACAAGAUAACACAAACGAAAUUUAUACAGAACAAGAAUCUUACUAUCAAAAUAAUUACGACAUAUCAGAAAAUUACGAAUGUGAAAAAGAAGUUAGAUUUAAAGCGGACAUUCCCGCUAUGCCAGAACUUUGCAGUAACAAUAACAUAACAUUUAUUCUUUUCGACUUUCACAAUUUCUUCGACGGUAUUAUCGGACUUAAAGAAUUAAUAAAUCUAAAAUUUACAAUUGACUUAAUUAACAAACAACUAAUAAAUCACCGAACACGAAUCCCAAUAUUUUAUAGAAACCCAAAAUUAGAAAGAUAUAAAAUAAGUCUUAACGCCUUAGAAGUAGCCUCGGUAAAAAUUCCAGUUUCCACCCCUAAUGACGACAUAAUUAUUCCAGAACAAAAUAUUAACGAUUUUCUUUUACCGAUAAAUGACGAAAUUGUAACACUUGAAGAUCUUGACGACUUAAACGAAAUUUUUAACCCUAAUGACGAAAAAUCAAAAAUUAUUAUUCAUUCCAAUAUACAAGUUAAACCCCCUGACAGUGAAACUGUACAUUCAGCAGUUGAAGACCCCAUAUUAAAUAUACCAAUUACCGAAAAUUGCCUUAAUCAUUAUUCUAAUCAAAUUGUUAUUAAUCAAAAUAUAUUUAAUAAAUAUCAUGUUAUUAAAAACAACAUUUUUGAGACAAAAUCUAGAAUUACUGUUAAACUUUCACAAAACUAUGAAUCAGAAAUUAUACAACUUUUUAAGGACUAUAUUGACCCCAACAUUUUGGACAAAAAUCAACAAAAAGAAAUAAUAUCUCACCAUCACGAAAUUACAUGUCAUAGAGGCAUUAAUGAAGCAGUUUUAUCUUUAAAAAAGAUUUAUUAUUGGCCCAAUUUAAAAAAAGAUGUCACAGAAUUUAUUAACAAUUGCGACAUUUGUUCACAAGCGAAAUAUGAUAGACACCCACCUAAAUUAAAAUUCUCCUUAACUGCAACACCGAGUCAACCGUUGGAAUCCAUACACAUGGAUACAUUUCAAAUAGCGAGCGUUAAAUUUUUAACAAUCAUAGAUGUAUUUUCAAGAUAUGCACAAGCGUACCCCUUAGAACCAAUUUGUAAUUCCCAAACAGUUUAUGAAAAAUUUCUAACGUUUAUUUCCCAUUUUGGUAUACCCCAAUGUAUAACUUGCGAUAAUGGCACGGAAUUAAAAAAUUCUCUUUUAACAGAUUUCUGUAAAUUACAUAAAAUUCAAAUUCAUUUUACAACCACUGGUAAUUCAAAUAGUAAUAGCCCUGUUGAACGCGUACACUCGACAUUUAUCGAAAUUUUUAGAACUCUUAGAAUUAAAGACACAAAAGCAUCUACUAAGCAACUUAUGCAAUAUGCCGUUUUAGGUUACAACACAUCUGUUCACAGUGUAAUAAAACAAAAACCCGUGGAUGUUAUCAACGGUAGAUUAAAUUCCCUUGAUCCUUUCGACAUUACCGACGAAAUUAUUUUAAAUCAAUUCAUGAUCGAUCGACGCGAACGACUAAAAGCCAUCCUUGAACAAAUUCACAAUUUAUCUUUAGAAACUAAGACCAAAAAUAUUGAAAAAAUAAAUAAAAAACGUAACGAUUUUAAUACUGGUGAUAAAGUUUUCAUUACAGACAAAUCAGCCCUUAGAAGUAAAACAAAACCGCGUAACAUAAAGGCAAUAGUUUCCCAAGACAUCGGUAACAAAAUAAUUACAAAUAAAGACAAAGUAUUUCAUAAAUCAAUGGUUAAAAACCCUAAAGCUUUCUGUUCUCCUUCACAGGAACAUGAAAUUUUGGAUCCAGCUACUCCUUCUUCGACAAAGAACAAUGACAAUGACGUGACAAUUACACUCAUUAAAAACCCUUUACUUCCCUUUCAAUUAGAAAAAGCUAAGGUAAUUAGCUCUAGACAUACUUUUAUACAUUAUCUAGAAUUUAAGCCAAUUAACGAUCAAUUAAAUAAUCUUAAGUCAUUCUUUAGAGAUGUAGAAUAUUCAUUAAGUUUAGAUCAUAAGUUCCCAAAAUCAUAUUUUGGUAUUUACUCUAGUUUAGUAAAUCAUGCUAAGUAUCUUUUAUUAGAAGCAAGUAAUAAGUUAAACAAUAUUUCACCGCAUAAAAUUAGUAAACGUGGAUUAGCAAAUAUUAUAGGUAAAUCAUCAAAAUGGCUUUUUGGUACCCUCGAUUCCGAUGACGGACAAAAAUAUGACCGAGCAAUUUCAGAGUUACAAAAUAAUCAAAAUUCAAUGUCAAAGGAAAUCUCUUUGCAAAUGUCACUAUCAACAAAAUUAAUUCAAAAUUACAAUAACACUAUAACACUUCUUAAUGAAAAUCAAAUUUUAAUUAAAAAACGUUUGGAAUAUUUCCAAAUGCACGUUAAUAAAACAAUCGACGACAUUGUAGCAUAUUUAAGAGCACAAAACACUUUGGAUCAAAUAAUUUUAAACUGUCAAAACCUUAUUACUUUUCUUGACAACCUUGAUAACGCACUUUCUUUUGCAAAAUUUAAUACCUUACAUAGUUCAGUUAUACCUAUCAAUGAUAUGAAUAUUUUAAUAAAUAAUUUAAUAAAAAUAUAUGGCUACCGCCUUUUCCCAGUUCCAAUCCAAAACAAUGUAAUUUUACCCAAACUUCCAUACCUUAUACUUGGCACCAACGAACAACAAUACAUCGAAGAACCCUGUCCCGAAAUUGAAAACGUACAAAUAUGUCAAAAUCACUUAGAACCAAUAGUUGGAGAUUGUAUCGCUACCCUCAUCAAUGAAGCUGAAGCUAUUAACUGCCAGAAACUUCCAGUUAAAGUCAUCAACCCAAUAUUAGAAGAAAUUACAAAAGAAUACGUCAUUAUGAUUCCUGGUACAAAAUCAAUUAAAAUUCAACGACAGUGCGUAAACCAUGAACACGCACUUAUAGAAGAACCCAGUUUAGUAAAAAUUCCUUACAACUGUAGUAUACAAGUCAACAAAUCAAUUUAUUGGAACAAAGAAGAAAUAAUUGCAGUAAAACCACUAAAACUUCCAGAAAUUCGAAUAAACAACCAAUCAUCAAUAGAAAUACCCGAAAAUUCAAUGGUACUACAUUCAAUCAAUAUGGACAAAAUCAGAAAUCUACAACAAGAACUUCAAUGGUCAAAAUCAACUUUAAAAUACGAAAUUCACCCCGCAACUUGGAGCAUCUCAACUACCCUUGCACUACUCAUCACUACAGCAAUCAUUAUAUUUCUUUAUAUAAAAUGGUACGUCAAGAAAACAACCCCUGAAGUUUCAGAAAGUAACCACGAAAACAUGAAGCUCCCCUUUAUGUUUCCUCUUAAGGUGGGAGGAGUUAUGAACGCAUCCUAA
Molecule: messenger RNA, 5673 nt
Organism: Brassicogethes aeneus
Lineage: Eukaryota; Metazoa; Arthropoda; Insecta; Coleoptera; Nitidulidae
Source: the annotation of a GenBank genome assembly